Mycena citricolor is the source of this 2097-nucleotide messenger RNA. The record is from the annotation of a GenBank genome assembly. NCBI's taxonomy places the organism in Eukaryota, Fungi, Basidiomycota, Agaricomycetes, Agaricales, Mycenaceae.
CAGCGUCCUACUAUUUGACAAAAGUGCUGUCUGUCUCCUUCCAGCGCUGGAUCACCGUUUUCCGUCGGAUAUGAUCCGAUCACUACGAGGCAUUCAAUCCAUUCUCUUGCCGGAUCCGUUAACCUCACUUGACGGAACCAUGCCCAAGGAGUCUGGGAUGAGUCGCGCGGUUUUGCCAUUGGCACCUAUUCCCGUCGGCAGGAUCACAAGCGAAAACCACCUGACUCGAAGUCCGAUUCCGAGUGGCGACUUGCGACAGAGAUUCGGAAGCCCGCCUUCCGAUGAACUUCCCCCCGCUGCGUAUGUCACUAUCACCGACACUUAGGCCGCCGUCUGGAGGGCGGCCGCGCGUCCUGGUACUCUCGGAUUCCUGCACCUCAUUGCAGCUUCGAGUUACCAUGGGUAUCGUAAGGGAACGACGAGGGAGCAUGUGACAGCGAGGAGACACCUGACGCAUGCGACACCCGAUGGUUCAAGUAGCGCAGCCUGCGACAGCGAUCAUUGGCUCGACUCGGAACGGCACACGCGUGGUGGACAGUGCAUCACAUGGCGCAGGAAGAAAACAGAGCGGCGUCGAUCCACUCGAAAUGGGUUCCACACGAGCCGUGCGCGAGUCGCUAUGCGCGCCACAUGUUUCUCCUGGAUCCAUGUGCUGUCGAGCACCGGCAUCAAAUCCUUCCGGCGAACAAAUGUAGCACUUGCUUCACAUCGUUCAUUCCUUCGCUCUUCGCCCUCGACACCGCCUCGUUCCCGAUGUUCAACAAAAGCGCCCUCCUCCUCGCUGUCUCGCUGGCCCUCUCGGUCUGCGCCGUCCCGUCCCCGGCCCCGGAGGGAGUCGCGGUCCCCAUCCGGGCCCGCAGCGCGCUGACGACUGCCGAUGGCGUGUUCGACCACGACGGUGCCAUCGCGGAGACCGUGAAGACGAUCAACAAGCACCGCCAAAACUUGAUCAACUUGAAGAAGAACAAGGGCGAAGCGUUCUUCAACCCGGGUGCCGAGAUCAAAAACAUCGCCACCGUCCCUGCCGCCGUGCAGGCCCGGAUGGAGAGCCGCCACGAGAAGCGUCAGAGCUUGGGGCUCACCGACCAAUCGGAAGAAGAGUGGACCGGCAGCGUGUCCAUCGGCACGCCCGCGACGCGUUUCGUCAUCGACUUUGACACUGGGUCUUCCGACCUCUGGGUGCCCUCGUCUUCUUGCCGCUCCAGCUGCUCGGGGAAAACCAAGUACAACCCCAACCAGUCGUCGACCUCUACUCGCGAGUCCGGAUCGUUCUCCAUUCAGUACGCUGACGGAUCGACUGUCUCCGGGCCCAUCUACACGGACACGGUCUCCGUCGCGGGUGUAUCUGUCAGCCAGCAGUACCUCUCGGGUGUCACGACCCUGUCUUCGUCGUUCACCAGCGGCCCCGCUGACGGCCUGCUCGGUCUCGCAUUCCCGGCCAUCUCCAACCUCGGCCAGGACCCGUACUUCCAGACGGCCAUCAACGAGGGUGCCGUCUCCGCCAACCAGUUCGGGUUCUACCUCGCGAGCUCCGGCUCGUCGCUGUACAUCGGUGGAACCGACACCCGCAAGUACUCCGGCUCGAUCGAGUUCAACGGGAUCACGUCGUCGUCCGGGUUCUGGCAGGUCACCGGCGCGUCCGUCAACGUUGGCGGCAGCACCGUUGCCUCGAAUCUCGAGACCAUUGUCGACUCGGGAACGACGAUCAUGUACGGCCCGCCUGCGCUCGUGAGGGAGAUCUUCGCCCAGGUUCCGGGCGCACAGUUGUACGAUUCCGCCAACGGCUACUACUCGUACCCGUGCUCGAACCCGCCUCAGAUCUCGUUCAACUACGGCGGCAACGACUGGACCAUCUCCGCGGCGAACCUGAACCUCGGCCGCACCUCAUCGGGUUCGCGCUCGUGUGUGUCUUCGCUGGCGGCGCAGGACCUCGGAUUGGGAUCCCGUGUGUUCCUGCUCGGUGAUGCGUUCAUGAAGAACCAGUACACUGUGUUCGACGUCGACCAGAACGCUGUCGGUUUCGCCACUCUUUAGAUCCUUAGAUGAUCGCAGUAGCUCAAAAACAAUCAAUGCAAACCGCUCUUUCACUGCUUAAAA